This is a messenger RNA of Diabrotica virgifera virgifera (western corn rootworm), 1035 nucleotides long. RefSeq names its product scaffold attachment factor B1-like. The record is from RefSeq and is a predicted model, not a curated record. The transcript has 3 exons. NCBI's taxonomy places the organism in Eukaryota, Metazoa, Arthropoda, Insecta, Coleoptera, Chrysomelidae. The coding region runs from base 667 to 1035 and encodes 122 amino acids.
UGAAAGUGCACAGGAUGCAUUUGUUUAUUCGGAUUUAAAAGAUUUACCUGUAAAGACUGAACUUGAACAAGACGAGCAGAAGUUUGCACUAUUUGAAGAAAAUCAAGUUGAUGACAAAAGAAAGUAGUGUGUGACACUAUUUAGUCCGCUCACGAAUUGGCCUAUUUCUUCCCGAAGCUUCUCGGCGUUACGAGCCUCGACCAUGGAAUUCGAGACGACCGCUGCCGAAGUAUAUAUAGAACCGAGAUUCGAGCACAGGCCAGUCAUUCACUCAUCGAAGCGCGUCGCGUAAGUUAAUGUAUUCGAAUCGAAGAUAUGAAAUGUAUUUAUUAGUUAUCGGAAUUAUUAUGUUUAGUUAAUUAAAUCAAAAAUUUGAGUUUGUAAAUAAAUUAGAUGUGUUAGUUGGUGUUAUUUGUAAUUAUUAAAAUAAAUAAGUGAUGUAAAUAAAAUAAUAUAAGUAAGUCUUCCUUUAUUUAAAUUAAACUUAGUGCCUAAAGAUAUAAAUAAAUAAAAUAGUAGAGUCAAUCGCGUAAAAAAGACAAUUACAUCACAGUGGUGUCAGAAGUGGGAUACUUGAAAUAAAUAAGUAAUAUAAGCUCGGUUUAAUACAGUGUGGAAUCUUUAAUAAUAACUAAAUAUAAAUCGUAAUAAAUAAAGUGUGUGAUCAUGCCUUCCUUGUGUAAGCUAACAAUUGGAGACCUGAGACUUGAAUUGGAAGAAAGGGACCUGAGUUCUACUGGCAAAAAGGCUGAUCUAGUUGAACGUCUGAAGAACGCACUAAAAGAAGAGGGUCAUGAUCCAGAAACUUACGUGUUUGAAGACAAGCAUGCUGCUUUAAUUUCGUCAAUAACAUCGUUAGAGAGCAAAGUUUCUAGUGAAAUCUCCCAAGUUUCGACAGACAUUACAUCGUUAGAGAACAAAGUUUCGACAGACAUUACAUCGUUAGAGAAAAAGGUUUCUAGUGAAAUUUCCCAAGUUUUCUCGGAUGUUUCGAAGGUUUCGACAGACAUUACAUCAUUCUUAGCAGAAUUCUAG